Messenger RNA from Chelmon rostratus (copperband butterflyfish), 4286 nucleotides. Its product is annotated as centrosomal protein of 164 kDa-like. The record is from RefSeq and is a predicted model, not a curated record. The coding region runs from base 136 to 3993 and encodes 1285 amino acids. Gene Ontology annotation, molecular function: protein binding. NCBI's taxonomy places the organism in Eukaryota, Metazoa, Chordata, Actinopteri, Chaetodontiformes, Chaetodontidae. The transcript has 27 exons.
CUUGGAGAUGUUGUUAGUGCUCUAACUUUCCUAUCUUCUCCCCUCUGUGUACACAAUGUCUUUGUUAACAACUGACAACUAAUCGAUAUUGCCACAGAGGGUAAUGAGAAAGCCAUUCAAAGUUUGUAAGUAACCAUGACUGCAGCUGCUCUCGUAGGAGACCAGCUAAUCCUCGAAGAGGACUAUGAUGAGACCUAUAUACCCUCUGAACAAGAAAUCCAAGAGUAUGCAAGAGAGAUUGGCAUUGAUCCCGACAGUGAGCCGGAGCUCCUGUGGCUGGCCAGGGAAGGUAUCGUUGCCCCUUUGCCUCCCGAGUGGAAGCCUUGCCAGGAUGUGACAGGAGACAUCUACUAUUUCAACUUCUCCUCGGGCCAGUCCACCUGGGAUCACCCCUGCGACGAGCACUACCGGCGUCUGGUGGCCCAGGAGCGUGAGCGGGCCCAGCUCGCGGCUGCUGCAGGAGGCACAGGGGCGAAGAAAGACAAGGACAAGAAGAAGAAGAAAGAAAAGAAGGAGAAGAAAGAGAAGAAGAAGAAAGAGACACUCAAGACCCCUGGAGCACUGAGUUCAGCUUUGGGACCCCUACCAUCCUCGCUGGGCAGCUUGGCUCCUCUGAGAGGUCUGGACGCCCCUGGUUCAGGCCCACUCCCUGGUUCUGCACCUGCUCUCCGGCGGUCCCUCGGCAGCUCUGGGGGACUGGAGCCCCUGAAGACAUCUCUCGGGGGUCCAAGGAGCAGUGGGGCAUCUAGUGUUUUGGGCAGUAGGCAGGAGGAGAGGGUGUCCCUCACACUGCAUGGCUUUGAUGAUGAUGAUGACAAUGACGACGAGAAAAUCUCAGAAAACGAGCCGAGUCCUCGUGGUUCUGACCGAUUAUUGAAGAACCUUCAUCUGGACCUGGAUGCCCUUGGAGGAGGUCUACAGUAUGAGGACAGUGAGGCCAGUGGUGGAGCCCCAGCUGAGGAGAGGACAGAGCCAGAGUUGCAGGACUUGGCCCUAUCCGGAGAUCAAAGCCCUGAGCCACCAUCCCAACAGGAUUCUGAUGCUGGUAAGAACACUGAGGAGGCUUCAUCCUCCAUAGAUGUCAAGCUGUCGGAGAAAGUCCUUGACAUCAACGACCUGUCUGGCACUGUCAGUCCACUGGAGAAAGAUGACAGAGAGGAAAGAAAAGAAGAAGAAGAAGAGAAUGAGGAGCGGGCAAAUACAAAGAGGGCAGAGGCUGCCAAGAGGCAUUUGCUGGCUACUGACAAAGACAACCCUCCAGCUCCGAAAGUUGACCGACUCGUCCUUCACCAGUCUAGCCCUUCACCCACCAUCUCAAGCUCGCCCCAAUCAGAGCAAGAUGUUGGGCUCCAACUAAAAAACGAAGGCCUGGGCACUGGGUCUCUGGGGCUACAAAGGCCCGAAACCUCCAGAGGUCGGCUGGUCCGCACCUCCAACACCCAACUCGAAGAUGAUGAACCCCCCUUACAAAAGGGGGCAGAGAGAGAUGAGAGGAAGGUGGAGAGGGAGAGGAAGAAGGCUGAUCGAGAGGUGGAGGAGGAGAGGGAGCAUUUGAUGAAGGAGAAGGAGAACAGAAUACGUCGCCUCCAGGAGGAACUGAGGAGAGAGGAGGAAGAGGAAGAGAGGAAGCUGAGGGAGGAGAGCGAUGAAAGACUGAGGGCUCUGCGCCGGCGCCUCCUGUCUCAGAGGAGCGAGGAGGAGGCUGGGCUGAAUGAGGAGACUGAUAGGAUGCUGAAGGAACUCAGAGUGUCUGCCCAGGGGCAGAGGGAGAGGCAGCAGCUCAAACUCAGGGAGGAAAGUGAAGUCAUGCUGAAGGAGUUACGCAUCUCUCUGGAGGAAGAACGAGUGGCGGAGCACGACAGACUGGAGGCCAAGAAGAGGCAGGAGAUUGAACGUCUGAUGGCAGAGUCGGAAGAGGAGCUCCAAGCAGAGAAGAGGAGGCUCCAGGGAGAGAGGGAGGAGAAGCUCAACUCUCUGAAACAGGAGGUCAAAAUCACAGAGAGGAGGAGGGAGCUCAUGAGUCCACGACCUGAACAGCAGCUGGCAGAGUACCAUCGAGAGCUGGCUGAUGUUCUCCAGGAAGUGCGGGAGGAAGUGCAGCGUGAUCACGAGAGGAAGCUGGAGCAGCUGAGGGAGGACCACAGGAGAGAGAUGAACAACAUCAGAGAGAAAUACCUGGAUGAGGAGACAGCCCAGAGGGAGCGCUUGCUCUCUACUCUGCAGGAGGACAGAGAGCGUCUCCAGAGCUUGCACGCUGUACAACUGGAGAAACUGCGCCUGCAGCUCGACACACAGAUACAAAAGACACAGCUGACACACUCGCGCAAGGAGUCAGAACUGCAGGAUCUGGCAGAUCAGAUGGAGCUGAGAGCUAAAGAGUUGAGGAGCCAGGAGGCCAUGCUGCAGACCAAGGCAGCAGAUCUGAAGAGGAGGAGGAAUAAACUUGAGGAAGACGAGGACGAAGUGGGCAGACAGAUAGAAGCCUUACCCCGGCUGAUCCAGGAGAGAGACCAGCUGAAGGAGGAGCUGGAGAGGAUGAGAGAGGAGAAACAUCAAGCCAGAGAACUGAUCCAGAGAGCGAGGGAGGAGAGAAGCGAGGCCAAGAAGGAGGAGGAGAGGCUGAGGGAGGAGAGAGACAAAGCCAGGGAAGAGAGCAGGAGGGCCAAGGUGGAGAAGGAGCGACUGGAGAGCAAGGUGGCGCUGCUGCAGGAGAGAUGCGACCGUCUCAGUCGCAGAGUCAGUGAGAUGGAAGAAGGCGAAGGAGUGAGCUCUUGCUCCAGGCUAGAACCCAAACCGGACAAAAAGAAGGCGGAGAAAGCAGAGGCGACGGCGCCCUCCAGUGACAAGAGAGACUCAUCGCUACAUGUAGAAGACCUGGACGACCCACCACUCUCCCCUGCACCUGACAGCCACAGCAGCAUGGAUGAUUUCAGACGCUACAUCUCCUCACAUGGAGCAUCCAUCCAAAAAACCAAACUCUUCCUGGAGAGGGAGAGCAGCCGGCUGAUGGAGAGACAGGCAGCUCUGCGGGCCGCCCAGACCAGCUCCUCCCAGGACCCCAACCAGGAAGGAGGGGCGACUGAGGACAUGAUAAGAAGCCUGCAGCAGGAGGCCAGAAAUGUGGUGGAGCUGCAGCGGACGGUUCAGAGAGGAAACACUCUCCUGCGGAGGAAAGAGGAGCAACUCCAGCAGCUCCAGAGCUCUAUAGCUGACAGGCCGCUCUUUGAGGAUCUGUCUCGGCUGGCAGGAGAAAGGAAGGUGACCUUUGAUGUAACCGAGUCGGACCUCAGCAGCACUGUGGACCCACCAGACGGGACAGGUCAUCCCACCGUCCCCGAUAAAGUCCAGGAGUUAGCAGAGUCCCUGCAGCAGAUCUCAGGCCAGCUCAACACCGUCCUGAGUGCGUUGGGUUCACUGGCCCCGAGACAGAGCGCCACAGCCUAUACAGGCUUCCCUAUGCCUCUGCCUCAGCCUCACUCCACUCCAGCACCCACCUCCACAUCUUCCCCAGUCAUGCCCCAGAUUCACACCCUGGGCCCCAGCUCCUUAGCCCCACCUCCCCCAGUGAGGCUCUCAGAGCCAUCCUGGAACUGGACGCCCCAAGGCACCUCUGCAGCCACCCCUCUCUUCAGCACCCCCAUCAGCAGUGGGCUGAGGGCCUCUGAGGACCUCAUCAACAGCCGAUGGAGCCAGAUAUUCCCCAGAGCAGCUAUGGACCCAAUCAGCUCCAGCACCAUGAGACCAACCUCAGCUUGCUCAUCAUACACGUCUGCUAGUGAACAUGGCCGUAGCCUGCGCUCCAUGCAGAAGUCAGUGGAGGUAGACGGCCAGAGGCUGCAGGGGCUGAUCGACGGCAACAAGAGGUGGCUGGAGAUGCGCAAGAAAGACUCUAGCAUACCUCUGUUCACUCGAUAUCAGGCUCCUCCGACCAAGAGCGGCCUGGUCCAGCUGGGCCUGGACGAUAACAACCAGAUCCGAGUCUAUCACUACUGAGGACAGGACGCGCAGUUUAGUCCUGUUGAUCUGGACGUGUCACUGAGGACUUUGGAGCAUUCAUGACUGUGGCAGGGUCUCACUUUAGGAGUCCUGCGCCCUCUUGUAUUCAUUCCUUUGUAAAACUUUUAAGCAAAGUCCGACCUCCUCUACUGUGACUGUUUCUACUUUUUGAUAUUCCGCAACUAUUGGCACAGCAGAAGCAGCUGUUGUUUAACGUAGGCUUUAACACAUGCAGAGAAAAAGUCUUGUGCAUAUAUAUAUAUUUGUAUUUUUCUAUAAAAAAUGUAAUA